CUUUAUAACAAAAGAAAUGUUGAUGAAAGGAGCUGAUCAGGCACCCUGUAUGCAGAUGGGGGUGGGGAGCGGGAAAUAAGAGAGCAUGUUCCAGAGGAUGCCAGGAUGACUUCAGUUAUUGGAUGACUGCUCUCUGAUGGAUGGAGAAGGGAGGAGUAAACCUUUCCAUCUGCACUGACGGAGCUGGAACACAGAAAGCCGGUUUACAGAUGUGCCUUUUUCUGAAGAAUGUUGGCUUAUGGAGUGGCAGCUGUUAAUGCAGAUGUUAUUCUAAAGGAAUCUCCUGCUGGUACAUGAGACAGCAUUGCAGCUAUGAGUGGAAUUUUAAAGAGGAAGUUUGAAGAAGUUGAUGGCUCCUCAUCCUGUUCCUGUGUGUGGGAAUCAGAUGAUGAUAUUUCUAGCAGUGAAAGUGCUGACAGUGGAAAUAACGUUCAUCCAUCAGCUUCUAAUCAUUUUAUCCGACAGAUUAAGGAAAUGUCUACAGACUGAAAACAUGAUUUCAGAGGUCUAAAAAUCUCCUGAGAGAAACUGGCGCUCUUUGAGAUCACAAGGUACAUGAGACAGCAUUGCAGCUAUGAGUGGAAUUUUAAAGAGGAAGUUUGAAGAAGUUGAUGGCUCCUCACCUUGUUCCUCUGUGCGGGAAUCAGAUGAUGAAAUAUCGAGCAGUGAAAGUGCUGACAGUGGUGACAGUGUCAACCCAUCCACUUCUAAUCAUUUUACCCCUUCUUCAAUCCUGAAGAGAGAGAAGCGGAAGAGAACAAAAAAUGUCCAUUUUAACUGCGUUACUGUGUACUACUUCACAAGAAGGCAAGGCUUCACCAGCGUUCCCAGCCAAGGGGGAAGCACGUUGGGAAUGUCCACUCGCCACAACAGCGUGCGCCAAUACACGCUUGGAGAGUUUGCAAUGGAGCAGGAGAGGCUUCACCGAGAGAUGUUAAGAGAGCAUCUAAGGGAGGAAAAACUUAAUUCUCUAAAAUUAAAGAUGACAAAGAAUGGUACAGUGGAAUCUGAAGAAGCUAAUACCUUGACACUGGAUGACAUUUCUGAUGAUGAUAUUGAUCUAGACAACACUGAAGUAGAUGAGUACUUCUUUCUACAACCUCUGCCAACAAAAAAGCGAAGGGCACUGUUACGAGCUUCUGGGGUGAAGAAGAUUGAUGUGGAAGAAAAACACGAGCUGCGGGCUAUCCGCUUGUCCAGAGAAGAUUGUGGCUGUGACUGCCGUGUGUUCUGUGAUCCGGAAACUUGUACUUGCAGUCUUGCAGGCAUAAAAUGUCAGGUGGAUCGUAUGUCUUUUCCAUGUGGUUGCACUAAAGAAGGGUGUAGCAAUACAGCUGGUAGAAUUGAAUUUAAUCCUAUCCGUGUACGGACUCACUUUUUGCACACAAUAAUGAAACUUGAAUUGGAGAAGAACAGAGAGCAGCAAGUUCCUGCACUAAAUGGCUGCCACAGUGAGAUAAGUGCACACACUAGUUCUGUGAGUCCAGGACCCCAUCCAGCUGACUAUUCAAUUGCAGAGAAUUUUGAGAUUGAACCUGAACCUCAGGCUGCAGUUAUGCAUUCUCCGUCAGCUGAGGACUUGGACUGCCCAGGAGAAGACGAGGAAGAGGAAGAUGGGAGUAGCUUUUGUAGUGGUGUUACAGAUUCUAGCACACAAAGUUUAGCCCCUAGCGAAUCAGAUGAUGAUGAAGAGGAGGAGGAAGAGGAGGAAGAGGAGGAGGAGGAAGAAAAAGCAGAUGAUUUUGUGGAAAGCAUGGGCUCCCAUGCUGACAUGGUGCCUCUUCCUUCUGUCCUUUGCUACUCUGAUGGCACUGCUGUGCAUGAAAACCACUCUAAAAAUGCCUCAUACUACACUAACUCUUCAAAUCUGUAUUACCAAAUAGAGAACCAUAUUGCUGGUGCUCCUAACCAGAUUGGUGAGACUUACUCGGAAAGAGAUGCUGUCAAGAAUGGUAGCCUUUCUCUGGUGCCUUACAACAUGACAUCAGAACAGUUUGUUGACUACACGCGGCAAUCAGAGGAAACUUUUAGCAGCCCUCAUUACCCUUCUCCAAACCCCUCUGUGAUUGUUUGCUGCUCAUCAGCUGAAGGUGAUAACAGUGCUCCAUGUAACAGUUUAUACACUGAACAUAGGCCAAGCCACCCUCAAGUGGAAUUUCACUCAUACUUGAAAGGUCCCUCUCAAGAUGGAUUUGUUUCAGCUUUGAAUGGUGACAGUCAUAUACAAGAGCACCCUCCUGAGACUUCAUUAAACCUCCCAGAAAAGAGCAGACUGCACGAAGAGUGCAUCAAGUCACCAGUGGUAGAAACGGUACCUGUUUAAUAUUAACAUUAUUCUAGGACUGAAUUCCUUUAUUAAAUGCACUCAAAUUGGAUUUCCUAGAAGCUUACAGUUUUUUUAAAGAUGUAGCCAACACUUGGACUAUGGUCAACGUUCCAGACACUAUUUUUUUUGAGAUAUAUUGGCAGUGGCAUUGCAAAAAACAGUUCAUGUAAAGAGUUAAAAAAGAGACACUGUCUUUUGAUUUAAAACAAAAAAGUAUAAGUUAAAAAUAUAAUUUCAAAGUAGCCUACCUAUCAAAGUAUGUGAACCCUGCCAAGCUUUGUGAAUCAACGCUUCAUGUUUUUGAUUGUCGGGCCUGUGCAAGAUUGUUUAAAAAAAAAAAAAAAGGUACUUU
Molecule: messenger RNA, 2678 nt
Organism: Struthio camelus australis
Lineage: Eukaryota; Metazoa; Chordata; Aves; Struthioniformes; Struthionidae
Source: RefSeq, a predicted model, not a curated record